Messenger RNA from Solanum lycopersicum (tomato), 2929 nucleotides. Its product is annotated as tousled-like protein. Gene Ontology annotation, molecular function: ATP binding; protein serine/threonine kinase activity. Gene Ontology annotation, cellular component: nucleus. Gene Ontology annotation, biological process: chromosome segregation; intracellular signal transduction; peptidyl-serine phosphorylation. Lineage: Eukaryota; Viridiplantae; Streptophyta; Magnoliopsida; Solanales; Solanaceae. The record is from RefSeq and is a predicted model, not a curated record.
UUAAUGGGCCUUACAAUAUACGAAUUUAGUCUGGGCUUCAAUACGAACCUCCGACCCACAACCUCUUUGCUCUUCCCAAAAAGACUAACUUCUUGAGAUUUCAAAAUCUCCCCUUCAACUCUUUUUUUAGUACUUCCCUCUCUUUGAUUCUUUCCAUUUUCCUCAAGAAAAGGGAAUUAAAUUAACCCUAAAUCUCCUCUGUCCCAUUUCCUUACAAGAAGUUGUCAAAAGGGUUGAAUUGAUUUCUCUGAUGCUGCCGUUUUCUUGAUUGUACAACUCUUUUUGACUAAAAGGGUGUCUUAGAAUCGCUUCAAAUCAUCAAAAAGACACCAAAGUUCACUUUUUUAGGUUGUUUGUUGUUCUGGGUCAGUUGUGAAUGAUCUGAUACCUUUGUUGUUUUUUUUAAGAAUGGCUGAUGAUAUGGUCAUUCAUUUUGCAUCCAAUUCUUCUAACCAAUCUGACCAGUCUUUGCCUACAAAAAUUGCGAAACUUGAGGCAAGAAUGGUGGGGAAAGCUUCAUCUGUUACAUCUCAAGCUAAUUCCUGGUCUUCCCCAGCUAUGUUUGAGAAUGUUGCUGAGCCUGCCACCGUCUCUAGUGAUUCAGAUGAUGAUGAUAACGGAGUGGAAUAUCUCAUACAAGCAAACACUCAGAAGCGGCGCAAACUUGAAGACGAUGACAGCUCAACUUCGUUUGACCAUGUGGAGACAGCAGCUGAUACAGGGAAAAAGAUGGUAGAGAAUACAGAAACAAGCAAAGUGGCUUCAGAUGGGAAUAGACGAAAACAAAGCCGUAGUAGGGGACAAACUAAUUCUGGUAGAGGGCGUGGUUCCCGAGUUGGUGAUCAGACCAGGUUACAAGCAGUUUCUGCGUCAAAUGAUCUGUUCGAGAACUCUUACAAGAAGGAUAGUUUGCCUAAAGAGCAACUUGGGCAUAAUGGACAGACUGCAUCAGAAGAGGAGAUCACUACUUUACGGGCAAAAAUUGUGGCUUUGGAGGAAGAGCUUAGGAAAUCCCGUCAAGAGGCCACAGAUUAUCAGUAUCGGUGUCAACAGCUGGAAAAGGAGCUGAAGGAUCUUAAAGAUUACGAGCAGCAGACAAAGCCAAAGAGAACGAAAAUAAUGUCCGAGUUGCUAAUAUCUGUUUCAAAAGCUGAGAGACAAGAGGCUCGGAUGAAAGUGCGCCAGGAAUCAUUGAGACUGGGCAAUGUGGGAGUAAUCAGAGCUGGAACCAUUAUAUCUGAGGCCUGGGAAGAUGGGCAAGCACUAAAGGACCUGAAUGCUCAACUUAGAAACUUAUUAGAAACAAAAGAAGCUAUUGAACGGCAGCGUAAAUUGUUGAAGAAACGACAACCAGAUAAAAGUGAUGGAGGAGAUGUGGAGGGAGGUUUGCAGGAAGAAGAUUCUUUCAUUCAGGAUGAAAUCUACAAAUCUCGUUUAACUAGCAUCAAACGAGAGGAGGAUAUGAUAAUGCGUGAGAGAGAUCGGUAUGAACUAGAGAAAGGAAGGCUCAUUCGUGAAAUGAAACGCAUACGUGAUGAAGACGGUUCUCGUUUUAACAAUUUUCAGAUUUUGAACCACCGAUAUGCCCUCUUAAACCUUCUUGGGAAAGGAGGAUUUAGUGAGGUCUAUAAGGCUUUUGACUUGGUAGAUCAUAGAUAUGUUGCAUGUAAGCUACAUGGACUAAAUGCUCAGUGGAGCGAAGAGAAGAAGCAAAGUUAUAUACGACAUGCAAUCAGGGAGUACAACAUCCACAAGACUUUGGUGCACCAUCACAUUGUGCGGCUUUGGGACAUUUUUGAGAUAGAUCAGAACACAUUUUGCACUGUGUUGGAGUACUGUAGUGGGAAGGACCUUGAUGCAGUUCUCAAAGCAACACCUGUGUUGCCAGAAAGGGAAGCAAGAAUCAUCAUUGUGCAGGUUUUUCAAGGCCUUAUUUACUUAAAUAAAAAGUCACAGAGGAUCAUCCAUUAUGAUCUGAAGCCAGGGAAUGUUCUAUUUGAUGAGCUUGGUGUUGCUAAAGUUACCGAUUUUGGUCUAAGCAAGAUAGUGGAAGAUGAUGUUGGAUCCCAGGGUAUGGAACUCACAUCCCAGGGAGCGGGAACGUACUGGUAUCUACCUCCCGAAUGCUUUGAGCUAAGCAAGACACCUCUUAUAUCCUCGAGAGUUGAUGUCUGGUCAGCUGGUAUUUUGUUGUACCAAAUGCUGUUUGGUAAACGCCCCUUUGGGCACGACCAAACACAAGAGAGAAUACUAAGGGAGGACACAAUUAUUAAAGCAAGAAAGGUCGAGUUCCCUACAAGACCAGCUGUCUCUAAUGAGGCAAAGGAGUUUAUUCGUCGUUGUUUAACAUAUAAUCAAGCUGAGAGGCCAGAUGUUUUGACUAUCGCCCAAGACCCUUACUUGACAUACACAAAGAAAUGAUACGAAGAUGUUAAUCACCACAACUUAGGCAGAGAGGUUCGUGUCUCUCGUCUAUGUAAGUGGUUGCUCUCCUAAUGUAGAGACGAGGAGUGGUGCUCGGGGAAUUUUGUACAGUUGUAAAGCGCAUGUAAUUUUUUGUCCCUGUACCUUCAUCUGGUCCAUUACCAUGUUUUCCAUAUUUUGGUUUUCUCAUCUCGGAAGGUCUAUUAUGCCAUGCUUAUUUCAUGUUUUGGAAUUCGAUGUGUGCAUCGAUGAAAUUUCAUGGCGAUUUAAGAAAUCAAUUGUGUAGAUUCUACCUACUAGUAUGUUGGUAGAGGUUAUACAUACUUUGCUUGAGGAAAAAAAGACAUUCAAGUGAAGUGGUUGAUGAAAAUAUUUCAUCAUCUAAUGUUUGUUGUUGAAUCUUAUCAAGUUUGUAACUGAAUUUUACCAAGACAUGUAUUUAAGUUUCUGAAUAGCCUAAGACUAAAACAGAUACUAUCUGUUUGAAUAUAUGCCUUGCCUCCUA